AUGGUCACCGACGUGAAUACCAUUGCUACCACCUAUGGUGCCAUACUUAUCGGAACGUUCUUUGGUUGCUGUUUGACUGGAGUUGUGUUCGUACAAUGCAUCAUAUAUUUCAAAGUCUAUCCUUCGGACUUCCUUCGUGUUAAAUUACUGGUCGCCCUUGUUUGGUCACUUGACACGCUACACACCAUUCUCAUUACUGUCGCAGUAUGGCAAUCUAUGGUUGGGAACUUCAACAAGCCAGAAAACAUAGAUAUCAUUCCAACGAGUCUCGGGCUUUCUGUAGCAGUGACGGCUGGCAUCACUUUCUUAGUUCACUGUUUCUUUGCAGACCGGAUUAGAAAAUUGACAAAGAAAUGGUAUCUCGCUGCACCUCUUGUUUUUCUCGCAUCUCUACGGCUUCUUUCUGCUUGUGUUUCUACCGCCGAGAUUAUUCGACUAAAGCGCUACUCUGAAUUCAUCAAACCGUUCCCAUCCUGGGUAUUCACUCUCGGCGUUACGCUUUCGGCGUCGGUUGAAUUCAUUAUAACAACCACCAUGAUUAUCUUCUUAAAGAAGAGUCGCACUGGCUUUGAAAGCAUGAACCACAUAAUUAACUCUCUUGUUCUGUAUACGCUAGAAACUGGAGGAAUUACAUGCGCUGUGACGAUUAUUUCUUUGAUCUGUUGGUUAUGCAUGCGGCAUAAUUUGAUUUUCCUGGGGCUUCAUUUUGCCAUCGCAAAACUUUACGCGAACUCUUUACUUGCCACCUUGAACACACGCAAACGCCUACGAGAAGAUCGCUCCUUCUCGAGUCACGGUGAUCACGCAAUGCCUGUACUCUUCCCUGAUACAUUCAAUGUGAAUCGCAGUAGAUUCUCCAAGCGCAUGCUCGGUAGUCAAAUAGCCACAACUAGGAGUUUGCAGAUCAAUGUCGAGAAGACUAUUAUAGUUGAUGGGGAACUACUAGAAACUGAGGGAUCUUGUGCAGGUUCAACAGCGACGAUGCCGGUAUAA
This is a messenger RNA of Serpula lacrymans var. lacrymans S7.9, 993 nucleotides long. RefSeq lists its product as uncharacterized. Lineage: Eukaryota; Fungi; Basidiomycota; Agaricomycetes; Boletales; Serpulaceae. The record is from RefSeq and is a predicted model, not a curated record. The coding region runs from base 1 to 993 and encodes 330 amino acids. The transcript is spliced from 21 exons.